AUGUCUCUACUUGGUACCCUGGUCAUAUCUCUCCAGCUAGUUGUGUAUCCGACUCUUCAGGACCGAUUUGGUACCAUCAAGAUCUGGCGGAGCGCGCUCAUCAUCUUCCCAUUGGCGUAUUUGGUUGCGCCUUAUCCCUCCUUGGUGGCUUCUACAGUAUCGCAGAACGGCGAGCGACGAGUGCCCCUGGUUUGGCUUUCAAUCGACAGGGUCAUUUUCUGCUUUAUUUUUGGCAAGACUGGGGUGACUCCAGCCACAACUCUUCUGAUCAACGACUGCACCCCUCACCCAUCUGGGCGUGCAACAAUUCAUGCGGCAGCCACGGUGGUCGGAAUUUUGAGUCGAUCUAUUUUUCCAAUGGUCGUCCUGGUCAUUUUCGGCCGUGGAUUAGCAAUGGGUGUUAUCGGCCUAGCAUUCUGGUCCCUUUCAGGACUUGCUGCACUUGCCUACGUAGGAAGCCUGUGGGUCAUCGAGGGAUCUAAUGGAGCGGAGAUUGUACUUAGUGAUAGUGACACUAACGAAGAAGAUCGGCCAUAG
Exophiala bonariae is the source of this 537-nucleotide messenger RNA. RefSeq lists its product as uncharacterized. Gene Ontology annotation, molecular function: transmembrane transporter activity. The transcript has a single exon. NCBI's taxonomy places the organism in Eukaryota, Fungi, Ascomycota, Eurotiomycetes, Chaetothyriales, Herpotrichiellaceae. The record is from RefSeq and is a predicted model, not a curated record. Bases 1 to 537 code for a protein of 178 amino acids.